This is a messenger RNA of Oenanthe melanoleuca, 3841 nucleotides long. RefSeq names its product C-C chemokine receptor type 4-like. The record is from RefSeq and is a predicted model, not a curated record. NCBI's taxonomy places the organism in Eukaryota, Metazoa, Chordata, Aves, Passeriformes, Muscicapidae. Bases 166 to 1242 code for a protein of 358 amino acids. Gene Ontology annotation, molecular function: C-C chemokine receptor activity. Gene Ontology annotation, biological process: chemotaxis; inflammatory response; G protein-coupled receptor signaling pathway. The transcript is spliced from 2 exons. Gene Ontology annotation, cellular component: membrane.
ACCUAGUGAUAUCUGCUUUUUACAACUGGUGUAUAUUGCUGGGUGGGUAGUACCUCCCUGGGAGAGCUACCUGAAGUGAAGCAAGUGAUUCUGCACUCUUAGAGCAAAGAAUCUUCUUCACAUCCUCUGAGAAGAAAGGAAGACAAAAGAACUGGGGGAAAAAACAUGAUUUCUUCAAGUACAGAGUCCCUUGAAGUUGAACUCUCAACCUUUUAUGACUAUUACGAUACUUAUUACGAUGCUCCAAAACUAUGCAGUAAAGAAGGCGUCAGGAGGUUUGCAGCCUCCUUCCUACCUGUUCUGUAUUCCCUGGUGUUCCUGGUCGGGCUCACUGGAAACAUUCUCGUCAUAGUGGUCCUUUUAAAAUACAAGAGGCUGAAGAGCAUGACUGACGUGUACCUGCUAAAUCUCGCCAUUUCAGAUUUGCUCUUCGUUUUAUCCUUGCCGUUCUGGUCUUAUUUCUCAGUAGACCAAUGGGUUUUUGGAACUCCUUGGUGUAAAAUCAUUUCGUGGAUCUACCUGGUUGGGUUUUACAGCGGGAUAUUUUUUAUUAUGCUAAUGAGCAUAGACAGAUACCUGGCAAUUGUCCGUGCAGUGUUUUCCUUGAAAGCAAGGACCGCCUUCCAUGGCUUGAUUACUAGUCUUGUUGUAUGGCUAGUAGCUCUUCUGGCCUCAGUCCCUGAGCUUGUAUUUAGAGAGUCUUUUAAUGAACAUAAUUAUACUACCUGCAAGCCGAUAUUUCCAGGCAAUUUCACAACAUGGAAGCUUUUCUCCACUUUGGAAGUCAACAUUUUAGGGCUCCUAAUCCCUUUUAUAAUAAUGACAUUUUGCUACUCCAUGAUCAUUAAAACAUUAAUUCACUGUAGAAAUGAUAAAAAGAAUAAGGCUGUGAAGAUGAUUUUUGCUGUCAUGAUUGUGUUUUUCUUUUUUUGGACCCCCUACAACAUUGUUAUUUUCUUACAACUGCUGGAAUUUAUGGGAGUCAUUAAAGACUGUCAAGUGAGCAGGAGUCUGGACUAUGCUUUCCAGGUGACGGAAAUCCUUGGUCUUUUUCACUGUUGCCUCAAUCCAGUCAUCUACUUCUUCAUGGGGGAGAAGUUUAAGAAGUACCUGAAGAUGCUCUUCAAGAACUGGCAGUUACCUGGGUAUUUCUGCAAGUGGUGUGGAGUUCACAUCACUUACCACACUGAAUCUACUAGCUCAUUCCACACACAGUCUACAGGGGACCAAGAUGGUCUGUAAUGCAUUUCAAACCAGCAACUGAACUCAGCAGCAAGCAAACUGACAACAGCAGGAACUUCAAAAAGCAGGAACUUUGAAAAGCUAAGCAAAUGCAGAUACAUUUAACAAUAAGCUAGUGCUGGAUAAUUACUUACUUCAGCUUUAUUUGUGCCUCUAGAUUUUCUGAGUAUUAUGGCAGAAGAUGGAACACAGGAAAUGUGGAACACAGGAGAUGGACAUGCAAGGUUUCUCUGCUGUGGUUACAAAUCACUGCUGAGCUCUGUGCAAAGCACUGCACUGCGUGGCUUCUUUUACUCCAUCAUCAAGACAUUGGCCUGCAUGGAGGGGCAGACGUGAGACAGCACCUUGUCAUCAGCACAUACACUUGGAAAACAUAUCCAUGUAUUCAAGAAGGAUGAUUAUAACCAUAUUUUUUAUUCUGCAGUUGAUCUAUGUAGGACUUUUUCACUCAUGACUCUUAGGUAGCUAUUAGCAGCACCCGCUACUUUUAAAUGUUUCAUUUCAGGGGGGAUGAUAUACUCCCUGUUAUUAAGAAAAAGGACAAAAUAUAUUCUUUGUAUGCACAAAGACACAAAGCAAAGCCAUUACUUUUCAUUGUAGGUGUGUUUUCCCUCAUAUAUGCCUAUAUGUAGGUGUAUAUAUAGAAAUUUCAAAUUACUUUAUCACUGUAACUCAGGAUAGCAAUUCUGUAUUUUAAUUAACAAAGAAAAUAUUUUGAAUAUUUUUGAAUAAAAGUGUUUAAAAAAACCUUAUUUUCCAGCAUGUGUGAAUAAGUCAGAAGCACCUUGGUUAAAAGUAUAUAUUUUAAAAUGAAUGCCCUUUCUUCCAAAAGUUCCUAAGACUCAGUUUUCAUUCACUGGAGAUGUACCAGGCAAAACAAAAGAAAGUAAAAACAGAGAUUGUGUAGAAAGAGUAUUUCAUAACUUAGUAACCACACAUAAAAUCCUUGCAUUUGAUAACAGCAAAAUGCAAACAGAGUAGCCGCCCAUAGGAUAUUAAUUAAUCAGAGAUCUGUAACAGGAAGGAAACACACAGCAGUGUUUAGAUUUUGGCACAAAAAUGAUUUUAAAAGAGGCAAAAAAUCAGUAAUGUGGUGGCAGACAAAUUAAGAGUUAAAAAAAUAUAUUAGAAAAUAUUUCUGAUUCUGUGUUAUUAUCUGAUGUGUCUUUUUGCUGGAUAACAACAAUUCAGAUUACUUAUUAUACACCAGAUGUCCAGGGCAAAGAGUGGUAUGAGGGAAUGGCUUGCAGUCUGGUCCAGGUCUGGGCAAAUUCUGUGGUGAGGGAGGAUGCUGACUCUGGUCACGUUGGAAUCAACAGGGUGCACCCAGCCACCAUGCAGCAAUGCCACAAACAGAGCCAGUGCAGAGCCUCUCUCCCACACAGAACUCAAAUGUGCCUCAUGUCACCACUUGGCUUUGUGCCCCACGGCCUGUGCACGUUUCCCUUGGCAUAGAGGGUGGCUGGUGAAGCUAGAACUCCUCCCAGGUGAAUGUUGUCUUGUUCCUCUGUACAAAAUAGCCUCUUCCAGUUCUCCCAGUAAUAUUCACAGCUGCUCAAUGUGUGUGCUGGACGAGCAACUGAGCUGAAAGCUGUGCUCUGAGCAGCUUUGCUGUGUUGGGUGCAAAGAGGUGCUCACGUUAAAUUGAUGGGUUCAGGAAUUCAGGUCCUGGGGCUGGAGCUUAUUGAACAUGGAUGGCUUCCUCCUCUGUCACCUGAACAAAUCCCUCUCCCCCAUGCACCAAGCUGCAGUGGGCAAUGCCACUCCUCUUUGGAGAGAGGGCUUUGAAAUCUGCUGAUGAGAUAGGACAAUAUUAUAGUAUUAAUACAGACAAAAAUAAAGAAGGGAUUUUCAAAAUGGCACUUGACAGAGGUUGUUAUUUUAGCUGAACAAGAGUUUCCAGCAGUGAACAAUGUAUGUACAAACCUACUGAACCAUGAAAGAAAAUGGAUAUACAUUUGAGUGAAGCAAAGCUGACUCAUUCUUAAAGCCAGAUUCUUACAUCAAGAUCCCUCAGAAGACCACACUGCAUCCUCUCUUCAGUUAUACUAAGCAGCCAUAGAAAGGUAGAUAAAGGGGGAAAUCAGCUAAUUAGAUUACAUAUAAAUAAUGAUGAAAAGAUAACAAGAAGUUGAUUCAUGCUUAGGCCACUUAAGUCACUCCCUAAACAAAAAGCUGAAUUACACAUUUACUCCAGAGGACACCUUUACCCCUUUUAAUCAUGCAGAAGCAGCAUUGUGGUCAGCAGCCUGCUCCCAGUCAAUCUGCUCCUCUCAGUCUGAUAGCCAAAAUUGCAAUUCUCCUUCCUGGACUGCACCUGCUUGUCAUUGUCUCAGCACCAGCUCUGCACUCCUACUCUGAAGGGAAGUACAAUUCCACAGGCAUCAUAAUGCUCCUCUGUUACCAGGAUGCUGCUAAACUGCCACAGAGAUCUACAUCACACAUUCUUCUUCAAGAGCUCUUAAUUCUCUGCAGUUUUAUCCAACAUCUCUCUCUUAACACAACCAGAGACCAACUUCAUCACAUCCUGCCUCUUAUGUCAACAUCUCCAUCUGACUUAAGUUACAGUUAGAAAUCAAGGGCUAAAACUAAAAACAUU